CCCCCCGGGGUCCGGCCCCGUAGAGGUCGCUCCCCCUUUAGCUGUCUGCUGAACUCUUAGUCCGGCCGAAUCCCGACUUCAAUCACAACAGUGUGUCGUGUGUUCUGGAAGUUUGGGGGGAGUUGAAAUUGCUCAGGGAAUUUAUCUUGAAUCCUGGAAAGGUGACUUGAUGUAGGCUUUUGGACAUACGCCAUUGCUUAGCACUAACCUAAAAAAAAAAGUGCUAAGCAAUGGCGUAUGUCCAAAAGCCUACGUCAAGUCAUGCACUCACAUUUCACAAAUCUUUCAAAGAUAAUAUCCUGGAAAGGUGUUUGAAAUUCCCCAGUGAUAGUAAUUUGAAGGUAAAAAGUGAUGUAGCUGUAUGAUUUAUUUUAUUGUUUUUUUUUCUCCCCCGGAAAAUUUGAAAAAUUUAUUCUUUCAAACAUUUUUUUAACCCAACCCGUAAUAUAUGCUUUAUUGAUAAAUUAUAGGGAUGGGAAAGUCGAUCCGUCGAUUCUUCGAUACCCCGAUUUUUUGAUACAUAAUCGAUAAUCGAGGAUCGGCAAAAAUCACCGAUUAUUAAAAUUCUGCAGGAUGUAGACGUAAAGUGCUGCCUAGCAGCGGUUCAUCGCUGUCGUUGCAGUAAUUUUAGUCAGUUUUACAACUAAAUAAAUAACCAUAAACGAUAUAAUAAAUAAUAAAUGAAAUAUAACAUAGCUUACCACAGCUCAGUUGCCACAAUCCCGUAAGCGGGAACGGAGGUUGGCGAUUUCGUACUGUGCAUUUAGGGUUAUUUAUUUAUUAACGCAGUGUUAUCGUAUAAAGAAAUUGUAGCCCAACUUUUACUUGCUGAAUACACCCACAUUGGUAGCCAUGUGCACAAAAUUUCAAGAUUCUACUGAGAAGUGUGCCACGUUUUCUACGUUUCUAGUAUAUUUAUUCACUUGCGUUGUUGCAUAUUUAUUUUCGUCAAUGAGUUUUUUUGUUAACCAGCAUUUGUCUAUACAUGAACUUUCACAGGUUUGCCAACUUCCGGUACAGAUCUUAUUCUCAAUUACUUAACGAUAAAAUGCAAGAAUAAUGUGGCCAUAGCCCGUAACAUUUUACGAGUUACGUAUUUUCCGUAAUUUAUUUAAUAACAGUAAACAUUAAAUCACCAGUUAAUUACGCAACUUAAACAUAAAAUUUCAAUGGACGUUUUUGAAACACGUUUUCAUUCCAGUAAGUUACCAGUACGGCAACUGUAGAAAUUUUCUUACAUGCUUUUGUUUCCAGUGAUGCUUCUUUGUUUGAAUGUUGGGUAAUGUUAGCGCAAUACGAAUAGUAAAAUAACAUUUUUAUUUACGUGAUGUCUAGUGAAGUGUGGAAAUACUUUGUCAUCGACCGACAAAAUUCUGGCUACGCAAUAUGUCAAAUCUGUAAAUGUACAAUCUCACGUGGCGGUAAAUCUAAAACUACAACAAACAUGAAAAAACAUCUCGAAAACAAGCAUGGGAGUUAUGUUCAUGAGACGAAGAAACAAAGGCUACAUUCAUCGGAAUUGAGCGAGAUUGAAGAAAAUGAAAUAGAUGAUAGUUCAGCACAAAAUUGUUCUUCAGAGACAACCUUGCCAUUGUCAUCAAAUUCAGAUGUUAGGCCUACUGCUACUGAUUCAUCGAGAGGCAGCGGUUCAGUGUCCCCGAGGCAUGCUGAGAAAGUUGGCCAAACGAAUAUUUCAUCAAGAACACCAAACCAGUAUAGGCUAACUCCUAAAAGUCAAUACCAGCCUACAUUACAAUCAUUUAUUGAUAAAACUGCACAAUUCAAGUCCACUGAUCCUCGUGCAAAAUCAAUAACUCAGCACAUAGGUAGAAUGAUGUGCUUAGACAAUCGUCCUUUUAGCAUGGUUUAAGACAGAGGAUUCACAGAAUUUGUCAAAUUCCUUGAGCCUAGGUAUGUUUUGCCCAGCAGAAAACAUUUUUCAAAUACUGUUGUACCACACAUGUACCAAGAAUGUAGGGAAAAUGUGAACAAAAAGUUGGACGAAGCUGAACAUGUGAGUCUUACAACAGAUAUGUGGACUUCAACAGCCAAUGACGAUUAUCUUGGUCUAACUGUGCAUUUUGUUGAUUCCAAUUUUGUCUUGCAACACCUCAACAUUGGGGUUAUUCCCUUUCCUGAAUUAUCUCACACAGGGAACAAUUUGUGCAAUUUUAUCACAGAAACACUUGAAGAAUGGAAGCUGCAAUCUAAAGUUGUUGCCAUUGUAAGAGACAAUGCCAGGAACAUAACUGCUGGCCUAGAAUCAUCCGAAUAUGAACAUCUGCCAUGCCUAGCACAUACCCUGCAGCUUGUUGUAAAGGAAGGGCUACUGAACAACAAGAAUGUAAAUAAUCUGAUUGCCAACGGUCGUCGCAUAGUUGGCCAUUUCAAACAUUCUUGUAAGGCGACAAAAGAGUUAAAGAAGGCUCAAGCCACGCUGAAAAUGAAAAAACAUAAACUUAUCCAGGAUGAACCAACGCGUUGGAAUUCAUCUCUCCAUAUGCUACAGCGCUUACUUGAGCAAAAACAGUCUGUUUCUUUAGCAUCAGCAACUCUGCAGUUACCUGUGACUUUUUCAUCAGCAGAAUGGAACCUGAUGACAAAUGUAGUAAACCUUUUAAGUAUUUUCAACCAUGCAACAUUGGCUGUAAGUACUCAGUGUGUGACAGCCUCAGAAGUCAUACCUAUAAUCAACAGUUCUACUGAAGAGCUAAGGAAACCAGCACCUACUGGAUCAGGUGUACAGGGCAUCAAAAAUGAUAUGCUUGCUGCCAUAACUUUGAAGUAUUCUGAUGUUGAAGAGAAUAUGUUGUACGCAGUUGCAACAUUACUGGACCCACGAUUUAAACACCAUGUUUUUGUGCAGGACGGUAAUGUCACAAAAGCGAAAGUUUUUUUGAUUGAAGAAGCAAGAAAAACUAUCUGUUUGAAACAACCUGAAACUGAGUCUGUGCCGCAAACAUCCAGCCAAGCAAUGGAAAGCCAUGGUAUGUGGACAUUUUACUCAAACAUAAUGAAGACUGCCCCAAGUGUAAGCCACAUCGCAUCAGUUGAAGAUGAGAUUAAUGUUUACUUGGAAGAACCUAUUCAAAAUUCAAGUACCAACGUUUUCCAGUAUUGGAAAGAAAAUACCAAGUACCCAUGUUUAAAAAAACUGUCAAAGAAAUUUCUUUGCAUUCCACCUUCAACUGUACAUUCCGAGCGAUUAUUCAGCACUGCAGGACUGAUUGUUGAUCAGAAACGGAACCGUUUAGAUCCUGAACGAGUCAAAAUGUUGGUUUUUUUAAAUAAGAAUUUGUGAUCUAAUAAGAAUUUAGGAUCUAAUAAGACUUUGUGAUCUAAUAAGAUGCUUUGCCAGUUUUCAUUUAUUAUUUUAAGAACUUUCAAUUUUAUUUUGUCAAAAGUGUUGUUUUUAUGAUAUUUCACUAUGUUGUCAUUUAUUUCAAAGGUAUAAAGAUUGAAUUUGGUAGUUUCUGGUUUUUUACAAUAUUUUUAAUAAUCACAACUUUUUGUGGCUAUUUAAAGUUUGAUUGAUAAAUGUUAAUGAUUGUACAUUUAGUAAUUAAUAUACUAUUUAUUAAAUUGUAUUCCAAUGAAAUUGUUAGUAUUUUGAUGACUUUACGACAAUUCACUUUUUAUUAGUACUACUGACCUAUUACUAAAUUACGUAUUCUCUUUUCAAAAUUACAUAUUCAACUGGAUUAAACAUAAUCCACAUAAAAAAUAAUGCUUGCCCUACACAUUACACAUUACAGAAUAGUAAUUUCAAUUUCUUUAUUUCAAGUAAUGUAAAGUUUUGUUUUAUGUGUUAAAUUUAAUAGUAUUUAUUUAUUAUUUUGAAAAAUGCUUUUUUAGUGUAUUCAAUAAGUAUGUUUACUGAUUCCAUUGUAACUUAUACUUCAAUCCCGAAAAUGAGAAUCUAUAACUUAACCUAAUUGAUUGGAAUCGAUAAUCGAUAAGAAUCGAUGAUCGCAACAAGACUCGAUAAUCGGUAUCGAAUCGAAAAUUUUGAAAAUUUCCCAUCCCUAAUAAAUUAUCAUUGUGUCAGUUUUAUAAAAUGCUUAAAGAAUUUCAAUUUUCCAGUAUGAUCAAUCUUUAUGCAUUAUACAUUGAAACAUUUUAUCCCCCUAAUACAAAAUCACGAAUCGAAAUAGGUAUUGACGAGCAGAUUACGUUACAAGAUGAUGCAGAUGUAAUUACCGUUUCACGUUAAAGUCCGUAUUUUUAAUAGAACACCAGGCAAACAAAAAUAAAUAAAAAUUGAAAUUGUUUGGCGUGGGGGCCAAUGUAGUUGCUACUGAUUUUAGGGAACAUUCUCCGCUUAAGAAACAACACCGCCCAACUGACAUUUUGUUUUUGAAAUUUAGUUUUUUUCGUUUUGCCACGAAAACUUAAAUGUUUAGGGUCUUCUAUCAAAGUGAAUUCACCGAAAAUCCAACAGAGUGCGGUAAUAUGGUCUUUUUUUUUUUCUGUCGCAGCUACAAUUCAGUCUGAGCAUGGCACAUACAGUAACCGAGUGGCGUAGUUUCGUAAGCGACGAUGCUUGAGGGUUUUGCCCGGCCCCGGUUGUUUCGUUUCAGAUUAUUUUGGUUAUUUCGCAUUAAUAUGUACAGUAAGGAAACGUUUUCACACAUUUCAGUUAUUCCUUCGAUUCAUUUAAGUUACAAUUCAAGUAUUUAAUCAUUGAAAUUCAAUUCUAUUGAAGUACUUUUUUAUUUCAUGACCAAUUGGUUCCUUUUGAUGCUUUUUCGUGUAAUUUUUACUUCAUAUUAUUUGUUUAAUUACAUUUGGGUACAAAUCAGGGGUGCAACAACAGCGGGGGGGGGGAAGGGUAUUUCCCCCCCCCCCUUCUGAAACCUUGAAGUGGGGGCAAACGGGGGCAAAGGAAAGUGCUGUGUAAUCAAUUUUUUAGAUGAUAAAACUGCUCAAAUAGCACCAUUUUCCACCUUGAAAUACAAAUUUUCCCGUAGUGGGGGGGGGGGGGG
Bacillus rossius redtenbacheri is the source of this 4985-nucleotide messenger RNA. Its product is annotated as zinc finger BED domain-containing protein 4-like. The coding region runs from base 1961 to 3301 and encodes 446 amino acids. The transcript is spliced from 2 exons. Gene Ontology annotation, molecular function: protein dimerization activity. Lineage: Eukaryota; Metazoa; Arthropoda; Insecta; Phasmatodea; Bacillidae. The record is from RefSeq and is a predicted model, not a curated record.